Messenger RNA from Vitrella brassicaformis, 611 nucleotides. NCBI's taxonomy places the organism in Eukaryota, Vitrellaceae. The record is from the annotation of a GenBank genome assembly.
CGCACCACGGCUCCACUCACAGGCACCACACUCUCAUAGCUUAAGGUGAAGAGCCGCACCCCCACCCAGCAGCCGCCACAUCUCAAUGAACUCAGUCAGCGCGUCUACGUCAUCGUAGGCCUCCAGUGAUGACGGCAAUGCGUUUGGGGUCUCGCCGGUGUCUGGUGGAUGGCGUGUGGGUGCCUUGGGCACGCCCCACCAGUGACGCACACACACGGAGAGCUCACGCCGGGAGAAAUCUGGCGCUCCACUCGCUGGCAAAGGUGACAAAAUCCUGCAGCAAGCAGCACAAAAGGUCCAGCCAAAUGGAGGAGGGAUACGAUCACCUGACGGCAUUCUCACCUGACCGGCAUGACGACGUGGCUCACGGACGGACUGUCGAAGAAGAGCUCCACAUCAGCAGGAGCCCUCAUAAUUGGCGAGCCACACAGAAGAAAAUGCGCCGCAUAGGUCAUGUUCUGGUGCUCAGGCCGCCGCUCUGUCACCACCGGCGCGUCGUCGAUCGUCUGCUUUUCCUCCCCACGCAUCACCAGCAGCCAUCUUCAGCCGGCACUUGAGGUUAUCAAGAGCCGCCAGGUAGCCCACGCGAUUCGCCGCUGCAGAGGGGAUAG